AUGCUUUUCAACACAGCCAUGGCAGGAUCCCGGCAAAUUGUUCUGUGCUUUGAUGGCACUGGUAACUCAUUCACCACCGAUGGAACCGAAACAAAUAUCUUGAAGAUAUGUCGGAUGCUUGAACGAACUGAUGAGCAAUUAUGCUACUACCAACCUGGUAUUGGAACGGACAUCACACCCGGAUCUCUUACAAGCACAACACUUCAGAAGCGCAGCAAGCUCAGCAACAGCAAAGCUCUGAAUCUUGCUCUGGGAAAAUCAUUUGACCGCCAUGUUCUGGGCGGCUAUCGCUUCCUCAUGCGGCACUACCGCGAGGGUACUCGGAUUUAUAUCUUCGGAUUCUCCCGCGGCGCAUACACAGCCCGCUUCUUGAAUGAAAUGAUCGAUUUUGUCGGUCUCCUGGGUCCUGACAACGAAGAGGUUAUCCCAUUCAUCUGGGAUGCCUUUGCGUCGUGGAAGCUAGGACGCACAAACAACAAACAAGAAGCAAAGAGACGGGCAUACACCGUUCUGAAAUCUAGUCGCGAAGCACUGUCUCGCCCCAUCCCACGUGUGCACUUCUUGGGCAUGUUCGAUGCGGUCAACAGUGUCGCUGACUUUGAGGUGAACAUCGACGAAGCGCCUUCGGCAAAGACCAUCCGACAUGCCGUGAGCAUCGAUGAACGCCGAAUCAAAUUUAGACCCGUCCUUUUGGGAAUUCGAGAGGAGCAGCCUCCGCCGCCCCUAAAGGCGAAAAAGGAAACUCCUGAGCCUGACUCCCCAGACGACGAUGUCGAGACCGCUUCUGGGCCCCCCAUCCUGCCGGAGAUUCCUAAUGUGAGCAAUCACAACCAUAACCAAAAUAUCAAACUCGUCGAUGAAAACAUGCAAGAUAUUGAGGAGAUGUGGUUCCCCGGUGGGCACGCGGAUAUCGGUGGUGGUUGGAGGCUUGAAGAUGGGGAAGCAUGGCCACUCAGUCACGCACCACUUGUCUGGAUGAUUGGAGAAGCGCGCAAUGCAGGCCUUCGACUUGACCCAUGGAAGAUGAAGCAUCUCGAAUGCAUCCCAGAAUGUAGCGAGGAUGAAGUAUCUGUCGAUCAAAAUGAAAAGGGACACGAAAUGCCAAACGACAUGUCUGGCUUUCAGAAGGACUUUGUGAAUGCGAUCCAGAUUGGCGGCAUGAAGGGACGUAUUCAUGAUCUUCUUGAAUACGGAUGGGGACAUUCAAUAACCUCGGUCCUUUCCUGGCGGUUGAUGGAGUAUAUGCCGCUGCGGAGAAUGGAGGUGCAACCUGAUGGAAAGUGGAAGGCUGUGCGCUGGCCGCCGCCUCUUGGUCAAUCCCGUGACAUUCCCAACGACGCACGAAUUCAUGUCUCUGCCAUUCAGCGUAUGCGUUGUGAUGCCUCUUACCGGCCUUCCAACCUGACAUAUGGCUUAGCGGAGGGCGAUUCGGGCAUUGGAAAGUGGGCAGUUCAAUCGCAUGAGGGGGACCCAGUACGAGAGAGAUAUGUGAGGGUCGAUGGAUUGUGA
Molecule: messenger RNA, 1509 nt
Organism: Penicillium brevicompactum
Lineage: Eukaryota; Fungi; Ascomycota; Eurotiomycetes; Eurotiales; Aspergillaceae
Product: T6SS phospholipase effector Tle1-like catalytic domain-containing protein
Exons: 3
Coding region: 1-1509 (502 amino acids)
Source: RefSeq, a predicted model, not a curated record